AUGAUCAAAAUAUGUGCACACGGUCCAGAACAGAGGCGAAGUCACAAACGACGACGAGAUGCUGAUGAAAAACAGGUAGUGGAUGGCUUCAUCAAACAGACAAGUCCAACAACUACAAAACAAAUAGAAACAAAUGACGUUGGCGCAAAACGUGGAGAGGAAAGUGGUCACAAUCACAUCCACGAUAAGUUUAAACUUGAUUUUUCCAAUGAACACAUUGCAGGGAAAGCAACACUGAGUUGA
Molecule: messenger RNA, 243 nt
Organism: Opisthorchis viverrini
Lineage: Eukaryota; Metazoa; Platyhelminthes; Trematoda; Opisthorchiida; Opisthorchiidae
Exons: 1
Coding region: 1-243 (80 amino acids)
Source: RefSeq, a predicted model, not a curated record